AGCGUGCAUUACGCGCUUCACAUCACCGGUGCACAACAACAGUAUCAAAACUGCAGAGCGAAGCUAUCACUUGUGCUGUCGUUGCCAUACAGUCUCGUAUCAUUAUUUUCUUCCUCCUUCCUCCUUCCGCUCUUUUUGUGUUUUACUCUCGUACAUCCUUUAUCGUUUUACGCCGUUGUAAUGUCAAGUGUGGGAAUGCUUGACUACAGCCCAGGCGAGGGGCCUCGCCCCGCGUCGUCUCCCACCUGCAACACGGCCCUACGCCCUCAUCCGCCCAAGGGCGACUCCAACGUGGACAUCAGCCCUGCCAGACCACACACCGUCUCCUCUGCCUCCUCGGCAGGUGUCCCCGCAGAGAAGGCGAAGAAGAAAAAGCGAGUGAACUGCAACGUACAGCCUUUCAACUCCUGCCGCUCCGCCGAGGAGGAGUUAGCGGCGCUGAGGGAGAAGAUAUCUGCCUGGAAGGAAAAGCGGCUCGCGGAAGUGCAGGAGGAGUUGAAGCUAAAGGGAACGACGGGUGUGGCGCAGGUGGAGGCAGCGAUGGAGAGCCGCAUUCAGCAGCGGCGAGCGGCGGAGCGGGAGCGGGCGGGGCAGCGGCUGGGACAGUUACUCGAUACGCUCGGCCCGCGCAUGGAGCAGUGCAUUCAGCGUGUUUCCGCAUCCUCCUGUGCUGAAAGCGAUCAAGAAUCCGAGCCGAUUGAGGUGGCCCGUGACGAGCCUGCGGUUGCCGCGUUGCCGACGAAGGCACCACUGCCUCCGGAUUCCCCCCCGCCUCAGGCGCUUGUUGCGUGCGAGCGACAGCACUUGAUUGGCUACCUGCAACUCUCGGUAGAGGAACGAGACGCACGCAACAGCAUUAAGGAGUACCAUCAAUUUGUCAAGGAGGUGUCACAGCUUGUGGCCGACGAAGAGGAGUUCCGUUGCUCUUUCAAGGAAUGGGAAGACUCGUGGUACAAGCGCCUCGUGGAGACCGCCGCAUCGAACACGGCUGUUGAGUAG
Molecule: messenger RNA, 999 nt
Organism: Leptomonas pyrrhocoris
Lineage: Eukaryota; Euglenozoa; Kinetoplastea; Trypanosomatida; Trypanosomatidae
Exons: 1
Coding region: 181-999 (272 amino acids)
Source: RefSeq, a predicted model, not a curated record